Molecule: messenger RNA, 1080 nt
Organism: Peronospora farinosa
Lineage: Eukaryota; Oomycota; Peronosporomycetes; Peronosporales; Peronosporaceae
Source: the annotation of a GenBank genome assembly
AUGAAGCUCUUCCAGCUCACGCUGCCCAACGAGCAGCACGGAAAGGCGCGUGUUGUAUCCGUGCUGCAAGACGACCUCAAGCUGGAUAAUGUGACGAGCGUGGAGGCACGCACGUCGUCCAUAGUGACGUUUCGUGUGGAGGACAAAGAGAUGCAGGCGAUCCUCAACAAGCUGCAGCUCAUGGGCGUUGGCGUCCAGUUUGGCUUCUGCGACGUCAUGUCACUCACGCCAGGCACUACCAUGCUCAAGCGUAAUCGCAACAAGAAGAAGAAGCGCAGCGUUGGCCGGAUUCUUGAACGGAACACCGACGUGGGGACCGCAGUACCUGUGGCUGAGAUGUAUGCGCAUAUUGAAGCAAAUUCAACUCUUUCCAGGGACUCUAUGGUGAUGCUGCUGAUUUCUUCGUCGAUUGCUGGAAUCGGUCUAGCUGGAGAUUCGAGCACUUACGUCGUUGCCUCUAUGCUUCUAUCUCCGAUGAUGGGGCCAAUUUUGGGCUGUGCUUUUGGAUUUGCCCUUCGGGAUAAAAAUCUCUUUAUCAACGGAAUGCUGAAUGAGCUUUUUGCGCUGACAAUUACUUUCCUACUGGGUAUCAUGAUUGGUGCUUUUCUAAGUCCUUAUGCAGUGGCAUUGAAUUGGCCAACAGCUGAAAUGCGCCAGCGAGGGCAAGCUAUUCAAUUAUUGUUCGGCGCAAUUGUUGCCGCGCUUUCAGGUACUGGUGCUGCACUGGCUGAGUCAAACGCAAACAUUUCUUCCGUUGUUGGGGUCGCCAUCGCCGCGGCAUUGCUUCCGCCUACUGUUAACUUCGGAAUUUGUGUUUCGUAUAUUAUGUUCGGUCAGUACUUCGUGACGGACGAUGUCAUCGGAGAAGAGCAAAAAAUUAUCUUUUACGAAAUUGCUAUGGGAAGUCUGAUGCUCCUGUGGAUUAACGUUAUCCUCAUCUACGUCACUGCAGUUUUGGUGUUUAAAAUCAAAAAGGUAGAUCAGUUUCAAUUGAUCCGGCGAAUUGAUGAAGGUGCAUGGCGAAACCUUCCUCGUGUGCAGAGAUCUCCCGCCCAUAGAGACAUACCUGCCAAGCACUAA